Molecule: messenger RNA, 174 nt
Organism: Symbiodinium sp. CCMP2456
Lineage: Eukaryota; Dinophyceae; Suessiales; Symbiodiniaceae
Source: the annotation of a GenBank genome assembly
GAGGGGAAGCCCUGGAUCUUGCCUUCCGUGCAUGCGGCUGAGAAGCUCGUGCUGGAGACAGCCACAGACAAGGAGUACCAGCCCAUUGACGGCAAGCCAGAGUACAAGAGGCCUGUGCAAGAGUUGAUCUUCAGCGAAGAACUCUUAAACAGUGGCUGUGUGGCCACCGUGCAG